Molecule: messenger RNA, 5713 nt
Organism: Drosophila navojoa
Lineage: Eukaryota; Metazoa; Arthropoda; Insecta; Diptera; Drosophilidae
Gene: ph-p
Product: polyhomeotic proximal
Cellular component (GO): nucleus
Molecular function (GO): zinc ion binding; protein binding
Source: RefSeq, a predicted model, not a curated record
GCACUCGCAGUCGCAGUCGCCGUCAAAGUAACAGCAAAAAACAACAGAACAUCGCUGUCGUCGCUGCUGCAGCGCCGUCGCCGCUGACGUCGCCGCAUGCAUACUAUUAAUUUAUUAUACAAAUUGUUUUUAUUUUGAAUAAUGGAUCGUCGUGCAUUGAAGUUUAUGCAAAAAAGAGCGGACACUGAAAGCGAAACAACAGCAACAACAACAAACACAUCGGCAGCAGCAACAAUUCUAACAACGGCCGCAGCAUCAACAGCAACAGCAGCAACAACAACGACCACAACAUCAACAACAACAACAACUGCGCUACCACUAAAGGACAAUUCGAAUAUAAGAAGCAGCAGUAGCAACAACGGCAACAGCGACAAGUUGCAAACAGCAACGCAACAGCUACAACAGUUACAGCAGCAACAUAAGCAACAGCAGCAGCAGCAGCAGCAACAACAGCAACAGCAGCAACAUAUUGAGCGACCGUUAAAGUGUUUGGAGACUUUGGCUCAAAAGGCUGGAAUAACAUUUGACGAGAAAUACGAUUUCGCUAGUCCGCCGCAUCCAGGCAUUGGCAACAACAACAACAAUAAUAAUAAUAAUAACAACAACAACAGUUGCACCACCAACAAUAACAACAACAAUAACAACACUAAUAACAACAAUAACAACAACAAUACACAAUCGAGCAACAAUAAUCACAUCAAAAGCAGCACGCCCACAUCAAUUGCCUCAAAUACAGCGCAAACGCCGCGACGCACAGCAACAACACCGACAGCAGCAACAACACCCACAGCAGCAACAACACCCAACAGCAACAGCAACAACAACAACAACAACAACAACAACGCUCGCUCACGCAGUGUUUCGCGUUCGCGUUCACGUUCCAGCACGCCCACAUCGCGUGUAGCAGCAGCAGCAGCGGCAGCAGCAGCAGCAACAUCAGCAGCGACAGCAGCAGCAGCAGCAGCAGCAACAGCAACAGCAACAGUUGUUGGCGGCACGCUGGAGAAAUCACAGAGCCCCGCCCAACAGGUGGCAUCCGCUGCGGCGGUGCCACUGCAAAUUUCGGCAGAGCAAUUUCAGCAAUUCUAUCCGUAUACGGCCAUACAGGUUAAGCAGGAGUUUCCCACACACAAUGCUAGCGGCAAUAGCAACAAUGUUGUUGGUGCCGGCAACAGCAACAAUGGCGGCGGCGGCAACAACAACAAUAGCGGCAACAGCGGCAACACUAGCGGCAAUAGCAACGAACUGAAGCAUGCAACAAGUCUAUUGGACGCCAGUCAGACGACACAGCUGCAACAGUUGCAGCUGCAACAGUUGACGGCGGCCGGCGAUGGCAGUGCAGCGGCUGCAGCGGCAUCAAUUGCUGCGGCGGCCGCUCAACAGCAACAACAACAGCAGCAACAACACUCGGCAGCAAUCAGCACAAUGUCGCCCAUGCAGCUGGCUGCUGCCACCGGCGGAGUGCCCGGCGAUUGGGCCAACGGCCGCACCGUGCAGCUGAUGCAGCCCUCGACGGGCUUCAUCUACCCGCAGAUGAUCGUCUCCGGCAAUCUAUUGCCGGCAACGCUCGGCCAGCAGCCGAUCCAGGUGAUCGCCAGCAAGCACUUCCAGGGCAGCGGGCCGCAGAUGAUAACGACAACCACGCAGAACGCCAAGCAGAUGAUUGGCGGACAGGCGAGCUUCGCCGGCGGCACCUAUGCGAUACCCUCGAGCCAGUCGCCGCAGACGCUGCUCAUAUCGCCGGUGAAUGUGAUUUCGCCGCAGCAGCAGAGUCUGCUGCACUCGAUGCAGGCGGCGGCGGCACAGCAGCAACAGCAACAGCAGCAGCAGCAGCAACAGCAGCAACAACAGCAGCAGCAACAGCAGCAGCAGCAACAACAGCAGCAGCAGCAAUUGACGCAACAGCAGCAGCAACAGCUGACUGCGGCCGCUGCCGCCCAGCAGGCCGCUCUGGCCGUCACCGCCUCGAAGGUGGGCCUCACCACCGAUGGCCAGGCCAAGCUGCAGCAGAAGGUGGUGCAGAAGGUGACCACCACAACGAACACGGUUCAGGCCGCCAGCGGUGGCGCUGGCAAUGCCCAGACGCAGCAGCAACAGCAGCAGCAGACCACCACACAGCAAUGUGUCCAGGUGUCGCAGUCCACCCUGCCAGGUGUGACGGCUGCCCAGGCGGCGCAGCUCAUCAGUCCGCUGCAGAACGCGGCCACCGGGCAGCAGAUGCAGCUCGGCCCGUGGUUCUGGCCCAAUUUCGGUGCGAAUCCGAUUAUAUUGCGCGGUCAGCCGGAUCAUACGUCGAGCAUGUUCAUCCAGCAGCCGGCGACGCAUCAGGCGCUCCAGACCCAACAGAAUCAGAUAAUUCAGUGCAAUGUGACGCAGACGCCGAAUAAGGCGCGAGCUCAGCUAGACGCGCUGGCGCCCAAGCAACAGACGCAGCAGCAGCAACAGGCAAACGCCCAGCAGCAACAGCAACAGCAGCAGCAGCAACAGCAACAGCAGCAACAGCAGCAGCAGCAGCAGUUGACGGCACAGCUGCAGCGGACAGGCGCGCCCAUCUUGCCGCACAAUGGGGCACAGGUGCGACCGGCCAGCUCGGUGUCCACGCAGACGGCGCAGAAUCAGAGUUUGCUCAAGGCGAAGAUGCGCAACAAGCAGCAGCCGGUGCGGCCCGCUCUGCCCACCCUGAAGACGGAGAACGGCCAGGUGGGUGCCGGCGGCAACAAGGCGCAGGCCGGGCAGGUGAACAGCAAUGCGCUCACCCAGCACUUGGCCGUCCAGCAGCAACAGCAACAGCAGGCGGCGGCGGCAGCAGCAGCAGCGGCCGCUGCCAAUCUGCAUCAGGUGGUGACGACGGCGGGCAACAAGAUGGUGGUCAUGAGCACGGGCACGCCCAUAACACUGCAGAACGGGCAGACGUUGCAGGCAAGCGGCGUUGAUAAGCAGCAACAGCAGCAGCAACAGUUGCAGAUCAUGAAGAACCAGCAGCUGUUGCAGCAGCAGAUGUUGCAGCACCAACUGCUGCAGCUGCAACAGCAACAGCAGCAGCAAGCCCAGCAGCAGCAGCAACAACAGCAGCAGCAGCAGCAGCAACAACAGCAGCAGCAACAGCAGACGCAGCAAACGCAACAGCAACAGACGUUGACAAAUGCCACAGCGCAGCAAAUUUUGCAGGUGGCGCCAAAUACGUUUAUUGCCUCGCAGCAGGCGCAGCAGCAGCAGGCACAGCAGCAACAGCAGCAGCAGCAACAGUUGCACAAUCAACUGCUGCAGCAUCAAUUGCAGCAGGUGCAGCAGCAGCAACAGGCGCAGCAGCAACAGCAGCGCGAGCAUCAACAAAAUAUCAUACAGCAAAUUGUGGUGCAACAGUCGCAGCCCACGCAGCAGCAGCAGCAGCAACACCAACAGCAGCAGCAGCAGCAACAACAACAGCAGCAACAGCAGCAGCAGCAGCAAGCACAGCAACAACAGCUGCAGCUAACCAGCGUGCCGUUCUCUGUCAGCUCAACGACAACUCCCGCGGGCAUUGCCACCUCGAGCGCCUUGCAGGCGGCAUUGUCCGCCUCGGCGGGCACUGUCUUUCAAACCACUGCCAAGACGAGCAACUCAAUGCCGAGCAGCAGCGUCGUCACCAUCAGCAACCAGGGCGCUGGGCCGCUGGUAACCAGCAGCACGGUCGCCAGCCUGCAGCAGCAGGCGCAGCAAUUGCAGCAACAGCACCAACAGCAGCAGCAGCAACUCAUUACGGCUAGCCUAGCAGCGGCUACUCAGCACCACCAGCAGCAGCAGCAGGCGCACUCACCCACACAGAAUCCCAUACUGGCCAUGACAUCCAUGAUGAAUGCAACAGUUGGUCUGCCAGCGACAACAGCAACACCGACGGUCAGCACGGCGCUGGUGACGCUCAGCAAUAGCAACAGCAUCACAUCACUGCCAGCCACGCCCACCAAGAGCGUAAGCAUGAACAGCAGUCAGGAGACGACGCCCAAGCAACAGCAGCAGCAGCAGCAGCAACAGCAGCAGCAGCAGCCAACGGCAACAUUGGUGCCCAUCGAAUCGUCGCUGACAGCAGCGGAAGCGCACAAAGCCAGCGUCGAGGCGAGCAGCUCCACGGCGACAACGACAACAACCACAACAGCCGAGGCGCUGCACAAUGGCGAUGCCAGCGAGACCACCAAGCUAACAGCAACAGCUGCCGUUGUCAAGCAAAGCAAUGCAGUGUUGCCCAGCAGCAGCAGCAGCAGCAAAGAGGAGAAGAGCAGCAACAGCAGCAAUAAUGUGAGCAGUACGGCGUCUACCAAUGGCAUUGCCAGCAGCGGAUUGCGUGCGAGCAGCGGCAGCAGCACAACAACCACAUCGACAACAACAACGACGAGCAACAGCAACAGCAACAACAGCAGCAGCAACAGCAAUGGCAAAGAUUUGCCCAAGGCAAUGAUCAAGCCAAAUGUCUUGACGCAUGUCAUCGAUGGCUUCAUUAUACAGGAGGCGAACGAGCCGUUUCCGGUCACCCGGCAACGCUAUGCGGACAAGGAUGACAAGGACGAGCCGCCCAAGAAAAAAGCAGCGCUGCAGGAAACGGAUCUCAAGUCGAGUGCAGCAGCAGCGGCAACAGCGGCUGCAACAACGACAACCACAACGAGCGCUGCACAGGCAACAGCUGCUGCUGGUGGCGUUGGUGCUGUUGCUGUGGGCGGCCCAUUGGCUGGCCUGCCCGCCGAUAUGGUUGCGUGUGAGCAGUGCGGCAAGCCGGAGCAUCGCAGCAAGCUGAAACGCAAGCGCUAUUGCUCGCCGGGCUGUGCGCGUCUGGCCAAAACGAGCAACAACAACAACAACACCAGCAGCAACAGCAACGCGAGCAGCAACAACAACAACAGCGGCAGCUGCAGCAAUGGCAGCGGCAUCGGCAUGGUUGGCGCCGACGCCAUGGCGCUGGCCGACAAACUGGACGAAUCGCUGGCCGAGGAGAAGAUGCAAACGGAUGCGAUGAGCCCCGAGCCGGGCAUGAUCAUAGCCGAGCUGCCAGCGACGGCGACGGCAACGACGGUGGCAAUUGCCGCAGCCGCUGUCACAGCGCUGCCAGCAACGGCGGCUGCCACGCCCAGCAGCAGCAACAGCAUGAACAACAACAUUGCCGCCGCCAUUGCGCCGAUCUCGAGCUGGAGCGUGGAUGAGGUUAGCGAAUUUAUACGCAAGCUGCCCGGCUGCCAGGACUACGUGGAUGACUUUGUGCAGCAGGAGAUCGAUGGCCAGGCGCUGCUGCUGCUCAAGGAGAGCCAUUUGGUGAGUGCGAUGGGCAUGAAGCUGGGGCCGGCGCUCAAGAUCGUCGCCAAAGUGGAGUCCAUGAAGGAGGUGAAUCUGCCCGCUGUCAACGAUGUGGCCAAGGAUGCCCAGCAAUAGUGCACAGUGCGAGCGAGGGCUGAUGUUGCUCCUGUCGCUGGCAGCAGCAGCAGAAGGAGUAGCAGGAGCAGCAGCAGCAGCAGCAGCAGCAGUGAUAGCUCUGCCACAUCUCUGUCGUUGCUAUCGCCCACCUACUCCAUAACACCGCCGCCGUAUUCGCCCGUCUAAAUUGGCGCUGGUCUAACCAGUUGUUGUUGGUGUUGGAGUUGGUGUUGGAGUUGUAGUUGAAGUUUAUUGUGAAUGUGAUUCACAUUAGCUAGGACUAGCUAAGACUUCAACCAGACCACAUCCCCACUCCCCCCACUCCCCCCACCUCCUC